Molecule: messenger RNA, 810 nt
Organism: Salmo salar (Atlantic salmon)
Lineage: Eukaryota; Metazoa; Chordata; Actinopteri; Salmoniformes; Salmonidae
Product: myeloid-associated differentiation marker-like protein 2
Cellular component (GO): membrane
Source: RefSeq, a predicted model, not a curated record
AUGUGUAAACACUUCAAGAGUCUGCCCAACAUCUUGCGGCUGCUGGAGAUCAUACUGUGUACCUUAGCCUUGGUCAUCCCUAUGUUCAGGGGUAGGAUGGUGAACCCAUAUGGCAUCUACUGCGAGUUCAUCUGGGUCUUCUGUGUCAUUGUGGCUGUGGUUCUACUGGUGUCUGAGAUCAUGCUAAAACACGUCCUCCUGCCCAACUGGGACGACCUUGUUUGCGGUCUGACCAUGCUGUGCACGCUCAUGGUCGCCGCCGCCACGCUCAUUUUCGCCAUCGUCUUUGGCUGCCUGUCAUGUAUCAGCAGUGUCUUCUGCAUCAUCUUCUCAUUGGCCGCUACCGUGGUCUUCCUGGUGGACAGCGUCAAGAGAAAAAUGAAAUGUCCAAAGGGCUAUCUAUCAAACCUGAGGGGUAUUCUGAGAUUCACAGAGGCCGUCCUGGCUUGCAUCAUCCUCGCCGGCGCCACCAACUACUUCCUGGGUGUGGAAGGCGAAUUCCGCCCACCCGCCAUGUUGUGUCUACUUGAAUCCCUCUUCUCCUGUAUUGGGAUGGAACUUUUGGAGUUGGUGUUUAACAUAGUGGCUGUGGUGUUGUACCUGUCUGCCGUCAUCCUCUGGCCUAUUUUCGGUUACAAGCACUACCGUGAGUACAAUCCACCAAACUGUGACAACUGUCGCCAUGUCAACCUGGAUGUGCUUCUAGAGGUGUACCUGGGUGGCUUUGACAUCCUGGCCGUGCUUCUGUACACCUCCGCUGCGACCCUGUGGCCUGUCUUCAGCUUUCAGAAGGACUUUCAUCUGCCAUAA